Molecule: messenger RNA, 1164 nt
Organism: Diaporthe citri
Lineage: Eukaryota; Fungi; Ascomycota; Sordariomycetes; Diaporthales; Diaporthaceae
Exons: 3
Coding region: 1-1164 (387 amino acids)
Molecular function (GO): protein binding
Source: RefSeq, a predicted model, not a curated record
AUGUCUCUGAUCAAUCUAUUCUCGCACCAUGCCCCGGGCAGCACUGGGGACGUCUGCGGGUCCGGUCUGGGCCUAUUGGGUGCAAGCCUGUGCCCUCGUCUUAACAGCCUCGACUCACAGCUUUGGUCUGAGCCUAAGGACUGGAGCCCUUGGACUCAUCGACCAUACUGCCAAGGAGCCUGGUGCGUGCACACACAGGCACUGGUUCCGUCUGGCCAAGGGAUCAGCAUCAUCACGCAUCACUCGGAGGAGCAAGAAGCCACUGAAAUCUUGGCUACCUUGAGCCAUGAUUUCGACGAGCCUGGCUGCGCCAUAGGAGUCGGAGGCCGCGGACCAAAUUCUGAUGACGAUAAAAUUCGUGACAAGGAUCGCCUCUACGAGGUCAAAGAAUCCAAGGGCAAGGGCAUGGGAGUAUUUGCGACUCGCAAGAUCCCACGUGGGACAAUUAUCAUGAUAGACCGCCCUAUAAUGCUCAAGUUGGAACAGAAUAUAAAUGUCGACGUCCUUUCUGAAACCCAGCGGAGCCAUCUCUUCGACCAGGCAGCAACGCAACUAUCCGAUCCCGACCAGCUGCUGAGUCUAGCUCAGCACGAUGGAUUCACAGGUUCGCAGGCGGAGAACGCUGCCAACUAUAAUAGUUUCCAGAUUGACCUUGGCAAUGGGACUUACAGCGCCGUCUUCCCUCGCGUCUCGCUGCCGAGCCAAGUGGUCGCCGAAGACUCUAUCGCAGACAAUUUGGACGACAUACCAAUGGGGCCAGACUGGAGGUGGUUUCAUCGCCAAAAUGAGCUCAGAGACAACUGGAAUUUCGAAUGUACUUGUUCAUUGUGUUCUGCUGGGUCAAGAAAAAGAGAGGCGUCAGACGAGCGAAGGCGAAAAUUUUCAGACCUGGCGGAAGAAUAUCACCAGCUCAACCACUACGACACCAAAGCGUCACUAAAGGCGCUGCAGGUUCUGGAAAAGGCAAUGAGAAUCAACAGGAAGGAGCCAAUGUUGACGAGCGCGACGCCGCUGAUCCAGGCUGCAUGGACGGCAUACAGGGGCGGGCACGCUGGAAUGGCCAAACGAUACGUGGAGGAGGUCGAGGAGGACAUGAGGGCUAGAGGAUUUGAUGACGAAUGGGAGCAAAACUCACUCAAGGAUGUUAAGAAGUUACUGUAUUAA